Ceratina calcarata is the source of this 2582-nucleotide messenger RNA. RefSeq names its product stathmin (gene stai). The transcript has 7 exons. Bases 197 to 1237 code for a protein of 346 amino acids. The record is from RefSeq and is a predicted model, not a curated record. Gene Ontology annotation, cellular component: cytoplasm; neuron projection. NCBI's taxonomy places the organism in Eukaryota, Metazoa, Arthropoda, Insecta, Hymenoptera, Apidae. Gene Ontology annotation, molecular function: tubulin binding. Gene Ontology annotation, biological process: microtubule depolymerization; regulation of microtubule polymerization or depolymerization; neuron projection development.
UCAGUCGCCCUCCAGCCACCGCCCCAGAUACCAGUUCCCAGUCACUUCCGACCCUCCUCUUUGCUCGUCGAAACUCUGUGACUCUCCCCUGCGAUCUCGCUCAGCGCUUCUCACCUUUGUUUCUCGUAAUCUCGUUCCUCACGACAGCUUUUUUACUUCCGGCAAUUACGGAGCGCGAUUCGCGAACGCCGGAAACAUGCUGAUCGGUCUUGUGCGCGACUCAGUGUUGCAGUGCUUCUGUCACAGCUGCAAAGCACCGUUGGGCAUCGUAGCGGCAGACAGGAGGGGUAAUGCACCCUUCAAGAAGCCCAGCGGCAAAGGAAAGCCGCGGACCAAGCAGCCGAAGAAAGUAAAGUUCAUCACAACCGAGAUCCGAUGCCAAGAGAAAUCGAAAGGUGGCCUGUGCUACGAGGUGAUCUUGGCAGAGCCGACGGUGCAGAAGAGAGCACCCUCGCCGCCACAGGCGAGCCCGACUCAACAAGUCGCCAUCGAGGAUAAACUUCGAGCAGCUGAGGAGAGAAGGCUUUCUCUCGGUGCACAAAAGAUCGCCGCUCUCAAUGCUAAACUCACGAAAAUCGAGGAGGCCUCCCGUAAGAAAGACGAACUAAACUCAGCUUUCAUCACCGCGACCCGCGAAUCUUUAGACGCUAAGAUGAACAGCACCGAGGAGAACCGAGAGGCUCACAUCCAGGAGUUGAAGAGCAAGUUAAAGGAGCAUUUGGAGAGCGUGGAAAAGACUCGUUUGAAUCUCGAGCAACAGACUCAAGAGGUGAAAUGCGCCGUGGAGGAGAAGUUGAAGUCUGCCGCUGCUCAACGCGACGAGAAUAUCAAGAGGAUGCAGGAACGUUUGAAAGAACAUGAGGAACAAGUGGCUCGAGUGCGUCAGGGAAUGACUGAGCGCGUACAGCAGCUCCAAUCCCAGAUCCAAGGCAAGCUGGAUCAGGCUCAGGAACGCCGUCAGAACAUCGAGCGCGAACAGAAGGAGAAGCUACGCAAUCAUAACACUGUGAAGAUAGCAAAAGUGCGUCAGAUGGCCACGAGAGAGCUUCUGGUGAAAAAGUUCGAAUUUGACAAGAGGGUUUCUACUGCGGAGCAGAACCGACAACGAGAGAUUCAACGUCGUGUGCAGGCUAUUCGCCAGCAUGAGAGGCGUGCGGAGAUGGUGAGACAGAACAAGGCGGCUCUGUCCGAGCAAUCUGCCAUGCCCGCCGAAAGGGAGACUGCCAGCUCUGGGUAAACGAAAUAAUGUUUCGCGGUUGCAAAAUCGAGGAAAGAGGAGAGGCGGGAUUUGACUACAAGGCUUGCGGAGUCAUGCCGCUGAAUAGAAAUUCAUCGGAGUUACGUGUUUAAACAUUCGAAUAAACUACGGAGUAAUUGCACUCGCUGUGCUUCACCCGGGGCGCUCCAUUACGCUUUGUGCCAUUUUUGUUCGCCGGAAGAAAAUUAUGGGAUUCAUGCAAGCGAUUAAAUAGUAGCCGAGGAUAUCUGCAAUUUUAAUCACUUUCUUUUCGUUACGAAAGAUGGGGGAUCAAAUAUCAAAUCGGAUCAAACACUCGAGAAUGAUUCUAGAUUCUCCGCGAACGAAGCGGAGAUCGAUCGAUUAUUUUCCUCCCAGUUUCUACUUUUGCAAAAAAAAAGAACACUGCCUUCAUCUAACUGAAAUACACCUUUCCCCUUCAUUUUUAAAGAUAUACGUGUUAACUUCAAUCGAAAGAUAUUACAGCGUGUAACAUUUUAUUUUUUAGUUUUAACGUGCCUAUCACUGAACACGAUUGUGAAUCUUCUCGAAGAUGGCAUUAAGAAUACCUUAUGUGUUUGUGAUUGAUUGUAACUAAUAGUUUGCAAUUUUAUACAGCGCUUCAUUCAUUAUAUUUCAUUUCAUUAAUGGCUAUAUAUGUGGUGUUGUUAUUCACUCACGAUUAAUUAUCCUCUUAAGAAAGACACUCUUAGUUUAUGAAAUCGAGAUCUUAUUCAACGGUUCAACAUACUUUUAAUCCUGUUACACUUCCCUUUUAUCUCAAUGGUUUUUUAUUUUUUAUGUAAUUAUUUCGCGAUCAGUUCAUUAAUGGUUUUGCUUUUCAUUUAUAGAAUAAUGAUAGAUAAUACUAUCGCUACAAUUAGAUUUUAAGUGGUAACUGCGACCAUACGUGUGUGCACACAUACCAUAUACGACGAAGUACAUGUGUACGGUAUGUGCCGACAUAUAAGCACACUUAUAAUAUAUAUACAUAUAUAUAUAUAUAUAUAUAUAUAAUAGUGCUUUAUACUAGGCUUGGGAACUUUAAAACCAUUUUGUACUCGAUCAUUGUAAUAUUACUGCGCUAAAUUGAACAAGAACAUAAGAAAAAAAAAGUAUGUAGUCUAAUUGAAUAUGAUAAUGCUUCUGUGAUGACUUACAUAAUUAUUUGUCGAGAUGUGUAGUGUUUAAGUGAGAAUGUGAGAGGGUGAGAGAAAGGAGAGAGAGAGACAUUUGAAAUUCCUCUACGCUCGUACAUAAUAUCGGAUACCGUGGCUAGGGGCCUUAAUUUCGUUCUUAUGUAUCAUCGCUGGUAAUCGAAAUGAAAAAUCGUAGACACCGUAAA